GAAGUGAUGCUUCGCCUGGUCGUGGUCGCUCUGCUCAUCGGCUUCUGUGCCGGAGCCGGGGAGCAGACAAGAAGGAAAGUGGUGAAAGACAAGUCCCUAUCAAGAGGAUGGGGGAGAAAUAUUACCUGGGUGACGGAUUAUGAAGAGGGCCUGUUGGUUAUGGCCACCAGUAAGAAGCCGCUGAUGGUCAUUCAUCACCGAGAGGACUGCCCGUACAGCGAAGCACUGAAGAAGGCGUUCGUGGCUGAGAAGUACAUCCAGAAAAUGGCCAAACAGAACUUCAUCAUGGUCAACUUGGUGGAGGAGACUCAGGACGAGAAUAUGUCCCCCGAUGGCCACUAUGUUCCUAGAAUACUCUUCGUCGAUCCGUCCAUGAGAGUGCGCGUAAACAUUGUAGGAAAGUACGAUAACCGCCUCUACACGUACGAGCCUGCUGACAUGGAAAUAUUGGCCCAAAACAUGAAGAAAGCCAAAGUCCUGCUGCACACUGAGCUGUAG
Molecule: messenger RNA, 498 nt
Organism: Limanda limanda (common dab)
Lineage: Eukaryota; Metazoa; Chordata; Actinopteri; Pleuronectiformes; Pleuronectidae
Gene: agr1
Product: anterior gradient 1
Exons: 7
Coding region: 7-498 (163 amino acids)
Cellular component (GO): endoplasmic reticulum
Source: RefSeq, a predicted model, not a curated record